GCUUUCUAGAGUCUUUUGAAGACACGAGGAACCAGGAACUGGAACGGAAAGCACAGAUAGAGGCCAAUAUUGUGGCACUGUUAGAGCACUCCAGCAGGAACCUAAAUUGUAUUAAGCAAAUAUCUUCUGUAACAAAUCAAGAGUUGAAGAUCAUGCAGGAAGACCUCACUUUCAAAUCCAGUGAAAUGCAGAAAUCGCAGAGUACUGCUAAAAACCUUGGUACAGAUAGCCAGCGACUACAGAUGGACCUUCAGAAAAUGGACUUACUAGAAGGCAAGAUGAUUGAUGAACAGGUUGCUCUUAAGGGAAAAAUUGAACAAAUGACCAAAGACUUGGAACUAUACAGAGAUUUGCCAGCUCUGAAGGCAGCAGGAGAAGAAAAGAAGAAGAAACUGCAAGAAGAAAAAGAAACAUUAACCAAGCGCAAGGAUGCUUUCAAGAAAAUCAUGGAGCAUCUAAACACAGAAUAUGAAGGCUUGAAGUUGCAGCUUCAGGAAAAUGAAACACAUUCACAGCUUACAAAUUUGGAAAGGAAGUGGCAAAACCAUGAGCAAAAUAACUUUGUGAUGAAAGAAUUUAUAGCUACAAAAAGUCAGGAGAGUGAUUACCGGCCCAUAAUGAAGAAUGUGUCUAAACAGAUUGCGGAGUAUAAUAAAACUCUCAUCGAAGCUUUACAGAACAACAGGAACUGAAACCAGGCAGUUCCUCCAUAAACCAGAGGAUCUACUUGCUGAAUUAGAAUCUAGAAACUUCUGAUCCUUCCCCUCAGCACAAUAGAAAUCUUUAAGUGUGCAUAUUUCCAUAUGCUGGAUGGUAAAACCCAUGAAAUUUCAUUUCUUCAAAUUUCAUUUCAUUUAUUGGAUUCCUCUCCUGCCCUCCCCUGCAAACAGGCUCAGGGUGGGUUACAACAAACCAUAGAUACACAAUCCAACUUCUAAAACUUCACAACCAAUCAUUAAUUAUUCUCAGUGUAAUACUGUAUUCUCAGCAAGGCAUCCAGUGAAGACUCUUUAGUUUACAAUGUUUAAGCCUGGAUUAGUAAGUAGCAAGCAAUAGUAAAGUUUUAGCCUCUAGUAAUAGUUGUAGGUGAGCCUCAGUGCCCUUGCUAAUAAGAAGACAUUGGCAUAUUCUUAUACAGCCAAAAAUGUUUGCUUACCUAUGUGUUUAUAUCUGUGUAUAUGACCAUUCUAUCAAACUUCCAAAGGGGGGAA
Molecule: messenger RNA, 1211 nt
Organism: Gekko japonicus
Lineage: Eukaryota; Metazoa; Chordata; Lepidosauria; Squamata; Gekkonidae
Product: intraflagellar transport protein 74 homolog
Exons: 6
Biological process (GO): cilium assembly; intraciliary transport involved in cilium assembly
Cellular component (GO): centrosome; intraciliary transport particle B; cilium
Molecular function (GO): beta-tubulin binding
Source: RefSeq, a predicted model, not a curated record